Microplitis mediator is the source of this 5370-nucleotide messenger RNA. RefSeq names its product potassium voltage-gated channel protein Shaker (gene shaker). Gene Ontology annotation, molecular function: protein binding; delayed rectifier potassium channel activity. Gene Ontology annotation, cellular component: voltage-gated potassium channel complex; membrane. Gene Ontology annotation, biological process: potassium ion transmembrane transport; protein homooligomerization. The record is from RefSeq and is a predicted model, not a curated record. Bases 445 to 2121 code for a protein of 558 amino acids. NCBI's taxonomy places the organism in Eukaryota, Metazoa, Arthropoda, Insecta, Hymenoptera, Braconidae. The transcript has 9 exons.
UUCCUGAAUUUACACUGCGCAGCUUAGCUACAUGGAACGUUUUUUGAAUCAUAUUCUUUUAAGAUUAAUACAUCAAAGCUUGAUUCCACAUUGCUGACUCACAUAAUCAUGAACUAUACCAAAAUGCACAUUUGAAAUAAGCUUUCGAAUGCCUUAUGACAUCAUCACAUCGAAGAGGAAGUCAAUAGCAAACAAAAGUAAAGUGCAAUAAGAAAACUAAAAGAAAAAAUACGAGAAAAGAUUCAAUGGUUUUGAUAUAGAUGGAGCUUUCGUGGCUAUACGGGGUAAUUGGCCCUUGGAUCUGUUCCUUAAAUGAUCUGCAAGUUUUAGAAAGAUCUGUUUGUUUGUUUUUUUUUACGCCAAACUUGAUUGAAAAUUUAAAAAGAGACGUGUGGGAGCCCCAAAGCGUGGCCCCUCGAAACGUAUCUAACCCUGGCGAGCGCAAUGUGGCAAAGUGGCGGAAUGGGCGCCCACGCCGUCAACAAUCCAUGGAUGAAGUUAAUGGGCAUUAUGCACAAAGACAGAAGACAUCACGAGUCUGGUGGAACUUCAAGUGGACAAGGACAGAUGAUGGUUGGCACAAAUGACCGGGGACAAGCUCAAUCCCUGCCAAAGUUAAGCAGCCAAGACGAUGAUGGACCAAAUUCUCACACUCAUUAUAUAGGAGUGGCACAUUUUGAACCUAUUCCACACGAUCAUGAUUUCUGUGGGAGAGUCGUCAUAAAUGUAAGUGGAUUGCGGUUCGAGACUCAACUACGUACGCUUAACCAGUUUCCAGAUACGUUACUCGGAGAUCCUUCGAGACGUCUUCGAUAUUUUGAUCCAUUGCGCAACGAAUACUUUUUCGAUCGAAAUCGUCCCUCUUUUGAUGCGAUUCUUUAUUACUAUCAAAGUGGAGGACGACUUCGUCGGCCAGUUAAUGUGCCACUUGAUGUCUUCUCAGAAGAAAUUAAAUUUUAUGAAUUGGGAGAAUUGGCCACUAACAAAUUCAGAGAGGACGAAGGAUUUAUCAAGGAAGAAGAGAAGCCACUACCUUCGCAUGAAUUACAAAGGAAAGUUUGGCUUCUAUUUGAAUAUCCUGAAAGUUCACAAGGCGCCCGAGUAGUCGCUAUUAUCUCGGUAUUUGUGAUACUUUUAUCAAUCGUUAUCUUUUGUUUGGAAACUCUACCUGAGUUUAAACAUUAUAAAGUGUUCAAUACGACAACAAAUGGCACCAAAAUCGAAGAAGAUGAAGUGCCAGAUAUUACAGAUCCGUUCUUCCUGAUAGAAACUAUUUGUAUUAUAUGGUUCACAUUUGAAUUAUCAGUGCGCUUCCUUGCUUGUCCGAAUAAACUCAAUUUUUUUCGUGAUCUUAUGAAUUUCAUUGAUAUAAUCGCCAUUAUUCCAUACUUUAUAACCUUAGGAACCGUAAUUGCUGGAAAAGAGCAUGAAUUCGAUUUACCAAAAGCACCAGUGAGUCCACAAGACAAAAGUACUAAUCAAGCUAUGUCACUAGCAAUUUUAAGAGUCAUCAGGCUUGUUAGAGUGUUUCGAAUUUUUAAGCUAUCUAGACAUAGCAAGGGCCUUCAAAUACUUGGAAGAACUUUAAAAGCUUCAAUGCGAGAACUUGGUCUGCUCAUAUUUUUCCUCUUCAUUGGUGUGGUGCUAUUUUCCUCAGCAGUUUACUUUGCCGAGGCGGGUUCCGAAAAUUCAUUCUUCAAAUCCAUUCCAGAUGCAUUUUGGUGGGCUGUUGUUACAAUGACCACCGUGGGCUAUGGUGACAUGACCCCAGUCGGUGUCUGGGGAAAAAUCGUAGGAUCACUAUGUGCAAUCGCUGGCGUACUCACCAUAGCUUUGCCAGUUCCAGUUAUUGUAUCUAAUUUUAACUAUUUCUAUCAUCGUGAAACUGAUCAAGAGGAAAUGCAAUCACAAAAUUUCAAUCAUGUGACUAGCUGUCCGUAUCUUCCUGGAACUUUGGGCCAGCACAUUAAAAAGAGUUCUAUGUCAGAGUCAUCAUCAGAUAUAAUGGAGUUAGAAGAAACGAUAUUGUUAGCACACGCAGAGGUUACAAGAAAGUCUAAUUGCAAUCCAAGCUACAAUAAUACAAAUUCGGUUUGUAUGGGCAUGGAAACUGACGUUUGACUACAAGUCAAAAAGAUGGUCGCUUCCGAGCCAUACCUAUGCGUCGCCAUCGUUGAGUUCAUUUCAAAGGAGCAUCAGCUUAUUACUGCGAUCAACGUAAAAUCUUCUGACUUCAAAAGCUAGAAAUUGAAUACCAAAUUGAGAAAUUUUAUAAGAAUAAGUGUUAUGCAGGUGAUAAGAUAAAAGAUAAAAUUAAGUGUAACAGGCAAACAAAAACUCCUGGUCCCAUGAAUUUCAUAUUUGAGGAUAUCUAUGCAUAAAAAAGUUUUAUUUAUUGAUUUUAAAACCCCACGCCACCGACUCCAGUGUUCAAAUUAAAUUCUUUUAUUUCUGAUCUUUCGUUUACGGAUAACGAAGUUCAGAAGUGGAUAAUACAACGUAAAAAUAAAAUUUCUUAGGGGUCACGAAUGGAGAGAGAAUCAAUGUAUUUUAUUAACAGAUGUUUUACUUGAACAGAAGCUUUUAAAGUGAAUAAUGUCAUGCGACUAAUUUCAAAACCGAGUGCAUCACUAAUCAUUUACGAUCGAUAGAAACUUAAAAAUUUUUAAAUGAAUAGCUGAUGCAUAUAUAUAUGUAUAUAUAUAUAUAUAUAUAUAUAUAUAUAUAUAUAUAUAUAUAUAUAUAUAUAUAUAUAUCAUAGUUGCUUCACAAGAUUGCAUAAAAAAAUCAAGAAUUAGGUAGUUAGUAUAGUUAUGAAAAUGUUGUUUAUAAAAAUUUGUAUGCAUUUCACGUAACAAUUGUAUAUUUAUAAUUCAUCUUCCAUUACCGGAAAGCCGGAUCAUAAUAAAUUAUACAAAGUAUGGUAUAAUAUUCAUAAAAACAAAUGUAAUUAUGGCACUCUUCAGAUAACUGAAUCAAUUCUAAUGUUAGAUGUAGAUUAUCUCUUUGUAAGCUAAAUCAAUCUUAACUCUUUGAUAAAUUAAGCAGCAUUUAAUGUGUUACAAGAUCGAUAAGAGCAAUCGUCCACAAAAUAUAUCUCUAUAUUUUUUCUAAUAAAAUAGGACAAAUUGGAUCAUUAAUGAAUGGAAGUCACUUAAUAAUUUUUUAAUAAGCUGUAAAAAAAAAUUUACCUCGAAUUGUUACGACUUUCAUGAAUAAAAUAUUUAUUAUAGAAUAUGUUAAAGUAUCAAGUGUUAAUAGGAAGUAAAUGAACACGGGUCUGUUUUUUUUUUUUUUUUUUUUUUUUUUCAAUUCCUCUAUUGUUGAAUUUUGUUGUCAAGAUUCAUGUUGUAAAAAAAUGCUAAACAUGUACUCGAAUAAAACCAAAAGAAAAUUCAUUUCGUACUGGAAAUCGAUAGAUAUUUAUUUAAAAAAUGGGAAUCGGCGCUGAGUGUAUAUAGAUUUCAACUUUUAAAGGCUAUAGCCAUUAUAGGAUAUUGAAAAUUAUUUCGAACAAACUUUUAUAUUUAAAAUAUUAUAUAAACAAGUCAUUCAAUCUAGAAUUAUUUUAAAUUCAAACUAUAAAUAAUAAAAACACAGACACACAUAUAUAUAUAUAUAUAUAUAUAUAUAUAUAUAUACAUCUGACUGGACUUUGAAAGGAUAAUUUUUCUGAAUUUUUUAGAUUACCUCUCAAACGUUCGUUAAGAACAUCUCUUGGGAACACAUCUAAAGAAAAAAUUUAAAAAAUCACUCAAAGUUUUCGCGGCGCGUGGUUUUUUUUAGAAUCACAAAAUGAAACUUGAGGGAAAUUUUAUUUUUCCGCAUUUGGAACCGUUCAAGAGAUAAUUAUAAAAAAUUUUAAAUGUUACUUAUUUAAGGACUACUCUAAUACAUCCAUGUGUAUUAGAAAGACCUAAAAAACCAGCUCAUUUUUUUCGAAUCUCAUAUGAAAAUUUUUAGGUUCAACAUGUUUCAAAAAUCUUUUCUAAAAAUCAACUUGACAACAAAUCUAUGAUGGGCCGCUCAAGAACUUAGAAUGUUUUUAAAAUCUUUGAUAAUCGGAUGUUUUUUUUUAAUUUUCUUUCUCGUGGCAGAAAUAUUUUAUAUCCAUGUAAUUGAUACCGUACUGCAAAUUCCAGCUCAAAAUAUAGAUUUUUAAAGAUUUCUCGAGAAUUUUGAAAAUUAAUUCAUAAUACGCAACUAAUGCCUCAAAGUAAUUUUGUAUUUUUCUAUGACUCAAUUAUUAUUAUUCAACUCAAAUGUAAUUUUCGCACUGUCUAAAAUAUACCGAACAGUAUUAAGCAAUAACAUCAGGUAAGAUUUGAAUAGUCAACCCUGAUUAAAAACAAUGAUUAAAAAUGAUUUCACACGUUAAAUGUCCAUAAGAGACAGGAUUAGAAAUGAUUUGAAGGAUUAAAAAGUAUUUAAAAUGAUUAAAAAACAAAUCAUUUUAAAUACUUUUUAAUCAUUUUUUUUAAUCAGGGAAAACAGUUAAAAAUUCAGUAAGAGGGGGGAACAGUAUGUAAAUAAAUAUUUUUAUUUUGUCUUGGAUUCCAUUAUUAUUUCUUAUGUCACAAAUUGAUGAUGAAAGAAUCGAGAAUCUUUAAUAUUAAUAUUCAAGGGUUGCUCGAAAACAUCCAAAAGACAGUAUUCGGACAUUCGAAAUUUUGAACGACAUUCAAAUACUUAAAUUGUGUGCUGAAUUUUUUAGCAUAUGCGAGAUUUUGCAGGUAUUAACUCCAUUUUUAAUGGCUGUUUUAGAAAAAGGAAAAAAUUAAAAAAAAAACAAAAAAAAAUUUCAAGUUUUUGAAAUUUUCAAAAUUAUUGAGUUACUCCAGAGAAAUUUUUUAUGGAGCUGAUUGUUAGAGCGGGUUCUUAGAAUACAUUACACUAACAAAUUUCCAUAUGAGAAUUGAAAAAAAAAAAUGUUUUUUUUUCGGUUACCCUAAUGUGUAUGUAUAUAUAUUGCAAUAAUACGCAGAAUAAAUCAUUAGUUUAUAAUUCGAAGUUUAACUAAAAUAGGUUUUCAUUCAUAAUUUUAAUAUCAAAGAUGAUCGAUAGACUAAAGUUUGUUACUUUCUUCGAUUUGUAAUAAGACGCCUGAUUUUAUAGAAUCUUUUUAAAAGUCGAAUAGAAUAAAUGAAUUACUUACGAUUAAAAAAAUGAAAUUCAUAAAAACAUAAAACGGAUAUCAAGACUUUAGUGUAAAUGUAAGCAGAGCUUCGCAGUUAAAAAAAAUUUUUUUAAGACUCAUUUUUAUGUGAUAUGAACAAUUGAAUACUCAUCGAAUGUUGCAUUUAUCUUUACAUUAAAAUUUACACGAAUAAAUAGCUGAAAAACCUAAUAUAAAUCCAUACAUAUAUAUAU